AAUGCUAUAUAUUUAAUUAAAUAUUUUUAGGACCUCCAGGGUGGCCAGGAGAAAAAGGAGACCGAGGACGAGAUGGAUUAUUAGGACCUCGUGGAUUUAAGGGAGAAAAAGGUUUUCCUGGUUUGGAGGGUCCUAUUGGACCACCAGGACCAGGUGGUGAUAAAGGUGAACCGGGAUUAGAAGGAAUGCCUGGCUUACAAGGACAACCUGGAUUGCCCGGUAAAGAUGGUAUUCCUGGCAAACCCUGUGAAUUCCAACCAGAUUAUUCAACUGGAAUUCUAUUGGUGAAACACAGUCAAAGCUCAGCAAUACCAGAAUGUGAGGCAAACCAUGUAAAACUAUGGGAUGGUUUCAGUUUGUUGUACAUUGAAGGAAACGAAAAAGCACAUAAUCAAGAUUUAGGUUUUGCUGGUUCUUGCAUACGUAAAUUUUCUACAAUGCCUUUCCUAUUCUGUGAUUUCAAUAAUGUUUGCAAUUAUGCUAGUAGAAAUGACAAAUCUUAUUGGUUAAGUACCAAUGCACCAUUACCAAUGAUGCCGGUUGAAGAAGUUGAAAUUCAAAAAUAUAUUUCAAGAUGUGUUGUUUGCGAAGCACCUGCUAACGUCAUUGCGGUGCACAGUCAAGCAUUGACCGUUCCUGAUUGUCCCAAUGGUUGGGAAGGACUAUGGAUAGGAUACAGUUUUGUCAUGCAUACCGCUGCUGGUGCAGAAGGAGGAGGACAAUCUCUAGCAAGUCCAGGUUCUUGUCUAGAAGACUUUAGAGCAACACCAUUUAUUGAAUGUAAUGGAGCACGUGGUACAUGCCAUUAUUUUGCUAAUAAAUUGAGUUUUUGGUUGGCAACUAUCGAUCCAGAAGAACAAUUCACUAGUCCACAAAGACAAACUUUAAAGAAAGAUAUGACUCGUAGUCGCAUAAGUAGAUGCCAAGUUUGUAUUCGACGAACUUAAAGCUUCAAAAUGUUAAAUGUAGUCAUAUACAAUUUUUUCUAUGUAUAAAUUUUAUUUUACUUUUAUUAAUAUUAUAAUUAAUACAUUAUUCGACAUAGGUUAAAGUCGCCUGCAUUAGUUUCGUAUUAUUAACAGGCAUUUGUGUUCUUAAAUAAU
Molecule: messenger RNA, 1103 nt
Organism: Daktulosphaira vitifoliae (grape phylloxera)
Lineage: Eukaryota; Metazoa; Arthropoda; Insecta; Hemiptera; Phylloxeridae
Product: collagen alpha-2(IV) chain-like
Exons: 6
Coding region: 186-947 (253 amino acids)
Cellular component (GO): collagen trimer
Molecular function (GO): extracellular matrix structural constituent
Source: RefSeq, a predicted model, not a curated record